AUGGGGUUAAUGAAGGAGCAUGGAAGCGGCAGGGAUGUGCCGCAGCCCCGCGAAAGGGGGCCCGUCUUCACCCUGGACGAAGUGGCAAAGCAAAACACCGACAAGGAGACCUGGUUGGUCAUCAGCGGACGCAUCUAUGACAUCACCUGCUUCCACAGCGAGCAUCCAGAUGGAAAGGAGGUUCUGCUCAAACAAGCUGGUAGAGAUGCCACUGAGAACUUUGAAGAUAUUGGACACAUCUUGGAUGCCCAAGAGAUGCUCGACCAAUACCUUAUAGGAGAGGUUCAUCCAUGUGACCAUAAUCCUAAUGCCUCCAGGGUUCCAAACAAGUCUCCAUCUAAAGAAUCAAUCUGGACAGUCGGGCUCAUCCCUGUUUUAGGAGCCCUAGUCUUGGGAUUGAUGUAUCACUACUACGUGAUGGAUGUGAAAUCCUCCUGAUUUGACCUUGCUGAACCUUUA
Molecule: messenger RNA, 459 nt
Organism: Lacerta agilis (Sand lizard)
Lineage: Eukaryota; Metazoa; Chordata; Lepidosauria; Squamata; Lacertidae
Product: cytochrome b5-like
Cellular component (GO): mitochondrial outer membrane; intracellular membrane-bounded organelle
Molecular function (GO): heme binding
Source: RefSeq, a predicted model, not a curated record